CAAAAUGAUAACAAGCAUUUCAUUCACAAUACAUUUACGGAAAUAUGUGUUAUUAUAAAUACAGUGGCUUUAAAUUAUUGUUAUUAAAACAAAACACAAAACAGUUACACAUAUUGUGUCAGUCGGACAAUGAGUUUCAGUAACAAUACCGAUGGCAACGCUACUCAAGAGUUGGACUCUGAAGAAAUAGACCCACAAAUAUUGCCACAAUUAAUCGGGGAAAACCAAAUUGGAAAAGGUAGAUUUGGUGAAGUGUACAAGGUGGAUAUAAAGGGUGCAACAAAUCCAUAUGCGGUAAAAGUGAUUACAAGGGUGGUGGAGGGGGAAUGGGACAGGCGUGCUAAAGAAAGGGAGACGAUCUUUCAAACCGCGUACCGGAGCUUAUGUUUACUGAGCAAAUUGUCUCACCAACACGUGGUGCCCAUCAUUAAAACAUUGUGCACAAAUAGUGUUCCCAGAAGCUCCCGGAAUGGCAGGAGUCUCCAGGAAUCGAGGUCUAGCUCCUGUCUCCCGGCGAGGGUCUCGCCUUGA
This is a messenger RNA of Medioppia subpectinata, 531 nucleotides long. NCBI's taxonomy places the organism in Eukaryota, Metazoa, Arthropoda, Arachnida, Sarcoptiformes, Oppiidae. The record is from the annotation of a GenBank genome assembly.